Ahaetulla prasina is the source of this 9167-nucleotide messenger RNA. RefSeq names its product ADNP homeobox 2 (gene ADNP2). The transcript has 5 exons. Gene Ontology annotation, cellular component: nucleus. The record is from RefSeq and is a predicted model, not a curated record. Gene Ontology annotation, biological process: regulation of gene expression. The coding region runs from base 954 to 4058 and encodes 1034 amino acids. Lineage: Eukaryota; Metazoa; Chordata; Lepidosauria; Squamata; Colubridae. Gene Ontology annotation, molecular function: DNA binding.
UCCUAAGGAAAACAACAGCAUCUUGACAAGGAUUGAUUUCAUUGGUUGUUGGGCAUGAAGGGGGCUUUCAAGGAUACACUGAUGCAAAUAAACCUUCCACAACAUUCUAUGACCAUGAACAAGAGCACUGCUGCAUGACCACGUGACAGAACCACAUGGGAUGACGUCAUCGCGCCACACCCUCAGUGAUGACGUCACAACACCCAAUCACAUUGUUCCUGUCACUUUUUUGGGAUGAAAAAGUGCCAAAGUAAACAGAGGGAAAGUUGAGGUUACAGGUAUGCAAGUGGGAGAACACUCUGAAGGACUUCACCACGAUCCCCAAAAGCUACCCUUUGAACCCUACCUUCCCUCCAGGGGUGAUGCUGAUGGAAUUAACCAAUGGGAGGCGUGGAACCAGCGUCUCCUUAUUGGUCCACUGACUGAUAUGCAAAUGAGGGGAAACGUCACUUCCUGGGACAAAUCGAGCGCCAUUUUCCCUUUCUGGCUCUGGAAGGAGGGAGGAGCAGCCGGAGGUGGGUGGAUGGGAGCUGGGGGGCUCAGUGGUGGUGUCGGAGGAAAGCCGGGUCCCAUAUUGCACGGCCGGCUGGGCGCCGCCAAGGCAAGGAUGCUGCUGCUGCACCGCCGCCGCCUCUGCCCGGAUUGUUGAGGUGCUUGAGCGCGCGCUGCAGGUCGAGGCGAGGAGGCGGAGCCGGGCGGGGCGGCCGCUGACUGAGGGUCCGAGUAGCAGAUAGGCAGGAGGAGGAAGAAGAAGAAGAGGAGAAGGAGGAGGAGGAAGAAGAAGAAGAGGAGCGGCGGCGGCGGCACCGGCACCGGGCAAGGUUGCAACGCCUCCGGCCGCCUCGGGGAGUCGCAGUCGAGGAGCAGAGCAGGCAGGCAGCGGGCGCCCCCUGCAGCCAGGACAGGAUGGUGCACUUUGUUGUCAAUAAUGGAAAAACAACCUGCAGUUUGACAUGUUUCAAAUUCCUGUGCAAAAUCUUGAUAAUAUAAGAAGAUCUCGGAAGAAAGUGAAGGGUAUUCUUGUGGAUAUUGGACUUGACAGUUGUCAAGAGUUACUUCAGACUCUGAAAAGUUUUGAUCCAGGAGAAAAAUAUUUCUCCAGUACUUCAUGGAGUGAUGUAUCUCAUUGGGACAAUGUUGCUAAAAGAAAGAGAUACAGAACAAAUCCAUAUUGCUGCAGCUUGUGCAAAUUUUCAUCAAAAUUUCUUAAUUCGUUCAAAAAUCACCUGAAUCGCUACCAUGAAGAUGAAAUGGAUCAAGAGUUAGUUGUUCCUUGUCCAGAAUGCUCAUUUGCUUCACAGACUAAGAUAGUAGGAAAACAUCUCCGAAUGUUUCACUCCAAGAAGAAAAUACAAAAUUAUAAUGUGAGUGGUGGUAUGAGACAAUUCCGGAAUGAUGCAGUAAACUUUGUAUGCCAGAAGUGUCAAUUUUCCGACAUGCUGUACUACAAUACAAAGAAACACGUGUUGGUAAGCCAUUUUCAAAAUCUAAUAAGCACAUAUUUUGAGGAGAGGCCUGAUGACAGUGAAGAGAACUUUACUGACCACUACUGUAAAAAGUGUAAUGCUUUUGCAAAUAGCCGGGAUUCUUUAAUAUAUCAUGUUUUAACAUCUGAAGUACAUAAAGAUCUGGAGAACAUAUUAGGACGUGUAAUUUCAGUUCAGCCUAAAAAAACAGGACAAAUGAAAUCACUGCAGAUUAUCAAUAUUGCUCCCAAGCCGUCUACAAUCAAUACUGUUUCACAACUGAUUCCUACCUCUGUAGGAUCAAAUUCUACAUCACGUUUUCAGCUUCCACUUCCAUCAGUUAAUCAGAAUCAAAAUACAGUGUCGACAAAAGCAGUUCAUAACGUGGCUGCACCUUUGAGUGUUUCAGGUAGCACCAGUACUAUGACAGCUUCGACUUCUGCUGACCGGCUACAUAUUGCCCUUCUUCCUGGUUCUCGUCCAACAAAUCAGAAUAGUGCUGGUCUUCAGCCUGCAGUUUCCCAACCAGUCUUUGUUUCUCAUCGUUUCCCCUUAAAACAGCCAGUAAGACCCAGAGUUCUUUGCCUAAAUCAACCCACAGGAAACAUAAGCAGAGCUGUUCCUCCAGGAGUCAUUUCUUUCACUCGACCUAUCAGGCCUACUCUGCUUCCUCUAGGUAAUCAAUCAGUCAGAACUAUCAGCAAUCCAAUUAUACCAGGGCCUGCUCCUAUUCCAGUUAACAGGCCUUCAUCACCUGGGAUUCUUGCUGUAAAUCGGCCUAUGGGCAGUGGGCCUGGUGUUCUUCCAGUUCCCCAAACAAUUACAUCGGGAGUUCUUCAGUUUAACCAUCCAGUCACACCAGGGGUUCUUCCUGUAAACCCAUCUGCUGGACCUGGGAUUGUACAGUUCAAUCAGCCUGUUACACCAGAGGCUAGACCUGGAGUGUCUCAGAAUGCUACUUUACUUGCCACUGGACCUGUGCUCAGACAGUUAAUUCCAACUGGCAAACAAGUCAAUGGAAUACCCACAUACACUCUUGCACCAGUUUCUGUGACUUUGCCUGGGCCAUCAGGUGGUGGGGUGGCAACUGUUCCACCGCCUCAGGUACCUGUUCAGUUGAUGCCAUCUGGCCCAGUUGCCCAGCUAUCUCAGGGUCCUGCUACUGUGCCAUCUGUUGCAGUAAGUUCUUCUACAAAUACUCUUACCAAGACUUCUCCAACCACUACUGCAAUGAAUCUAGUUCUUAAACAGGCCAAGCAAUGGAAGACUUGCCCUGUUUGUAGUGAGCUUUUCCCAUCAAAUGUCUAUCAAGUGCAUAUGCAAGUGGCCCACAAAUGUAGCACAUCUAAGACGGAGAUGACUCGUGAAAUAGACAAAGUUGCUGUCUGUGCACCUUUUCUGAGGUGGCUAAAAGAUAAGACGGUGCGAUGUUUUUCUUGUAAAUGCUUUCUAACUCAGGCAGAGCUUUUAAAACAUAUUUUUAUCCAUGGGUUAAGUUGCCUCUUCUGCACCAGUAUUUUCUAUGAUUUAAAAUGCCUUGUGACUCACACACAAACUGCGCAUAAUGGAAAGAAGGAACUUCAUUCAGAUUACGAUGAUAAAGGGUUUCAGCUUGCAAGUGAUUCUGAAGGUCAGCUAGUAUUCCCGCAUUUUGAUUUCAGUAUAACUUCAAAAGAAUUUGGUGAAAGAGAAGUGCAUCUUGUUGUACUAGCUGGUGUAAAUUCAAGGACACUUAUUCCUUUGUAUAUCAAACUGCAACACGAGGAUGCCGAAACGAGCAGAGAGAACAAGAAAGUUUCUACUUGCCCUUUUUGUUACGAUAUUUUCACUAGCACUGAUGCUUAUGAAAUGCACUUGAAAGAGCGGCACCACAUCAUGCCAACUGUGCACACCAUUUUGAAGACUCCUGCAUUUAAAUGUAUACACUGCUGUGGAGUAUACACUGGCAACAUGACUCUGACAGCUAUAGCUGUGCAUUUGCUUCGAUGCCGCAGUGCUCCUAAAGAGACCUCGCCAGCUAUGAAGAUGCAGGUUGGCCUUGGUGAGAAGCAGGAUCUACCACUUAUGAAUGGAGAGAACCAUGAGGAUGCUUCUCUUUCAGCCAAGAGGAAACAAUCUGAUCAUCUUUAUGCUGCUUCUGUUUCAGAAGACCAAAGUGAUGAGGAUCCGCCAUUCUUCAUUAUAAAUAAUGGUACUGCCCAAGUUCCAGUAAAGGAGGUGAACUGUGUGCCUUCGAAACGACAAAAGUCUGAUCAUAAAACUGAAACCAAGGGCGAGAUUUCAGCUGAAGAUCUUCAUCUGUUGGUGUUGAAUCCGAAGCCAUUCCAACAAAGCUCAAAUGAAGUCCAAAAAAGGUUUCUUGCAGAUUAUUUUCACAAGAAGCCAUAUCCUAGUAAAAAAGAACUAGAAUUGCUGUCGUCCAUGCUAUGUGCAUGGAAAGUGGAUGUUGCAUCAUUUUUUGGGAGAAAGAGAUACUUCUGCCUAAAGGCAAUAAAAAACGUUAAGCCAUCCGUGCUUUUGGGCUUUAGUAUGUCAGAACUUAAAAAUGUAAAGCACAGUUUGAAUUUAAAAUGUGAAUUGGAGGGUGUAUAAUUUUUUUUAAAAAAAAAGUAGUCCUGAUACCAGGCAACCAAGACUGCAUAUUACAUCAGAAACUAUUCCACUUACUUAAUUUUUGUAAUAUUAAGAUAUUACUGUUCUUUGGCUAUAUUUGCAUACAGUAGUAAAUUAAAAUUACAAAAACAAUUUAUCAUUCACAAGCAUUUUUACUUUGCCCAAUCAGUCCUUCGUUCUGUCCAUCACUAACAUUGACUAUAAUAAGAAAUUACCAAGAAGAAAAGGCUUAAUGUCAAAUUAAGACUCAAAUUUAGACCUGGCUUUUGGCUCCCAAAUGAGCUGACUUGGAUGUAUACUUUGAAUUCUGGCUAUAUAUAACAGUCAUGAAUCCUAGUUUUGACAUAAUGCAAAAGGUUUCUCCUUUUACAGGUGUAACUCCUCACAGGUUUAACACUGGUGGAUGGUACCAAGGUUGAGUCACAGGGCAAUGUGCUGCUCCUGAAUGAUAAACUAGAUUUUUUUUAGAAUCAUAGCUCACUAUUUUGUGUGAACACAAUCAGUGCCGUGGGGGUGUAUUUCAGAAUACCUGAAGUUCUAGUUCCUUUUGUUCUGUUUUGUUCCCUUGCUUAUGAUGUAGUUUUGUCCAUGGGAUUUUAUACAAUUGUGUAACAAAUUUCUAGAUUUUUUUUUCAAAAAACAAUUGUUUCUAAAAAAAAUAAAGUGUAUAGUUUUGGUAACAUAUCAAAAUUGGUUAGAUGAUUAUAACAGUGUAAAAGAAUCAUCCCCUCCGUUUAAAAUUAAGAUGCUUGGCUUUUAAUAUGACCUUAUCACACUUUAAAAUGUUCAAACUUGGCAGUGUAUAGCCAGUGCCAAAUGCAAAAAUACUGAUAUUAAAAUACUUAUUUGCUCCUGUAGGUACAAUGGUACAUAUGAGAUAAUUUCAAAUGCUGCUUCUGAAUUUCUCCUUAGUAAGAAAUUCUAGAUCUUUAUAGAUAUGCCAUUGUUUUUCUGUAGCCUUGGUUUCCAAGUAUUGGUAAUGCAUCUUGGAUUAAAUAAAGUUAGGAGCUACCUGUUCAAAAUUAAGAUGUAUUUGUCUUCAUCAUAUAUCCCCCAAAUAUGCUACUAUAAUUCUUAAUUAUGCCAUUCUUGCUAGAGAAUUCUGUGAGGUGAAGCUCAUGUAUUUGGAAGGUGUCCAGAUUGGAAAAAUUGAUGUAAACUAAAAUGGCUGUCUAGAGCUAACUUUACUUAAUGCUGUAGCUUGCUGAGAGCAUUCUAAAUUUGCAUUUUUCCCCAGAAAGGUAUAGGUAUUGCAUUUAUGACUGUUAAUCCCUUGUGCUGACAAAUAGUCGAGCAGUAUUGGAAAUAAGUUCUUGACACUUUGCUAUCUUGCUGUGAAGAUUGUCUUGGAAUAUGGGAUUAAAGGCAAUUUCUUCAGCAAUUUAGUGUGGGAAUAUGUUGUAUUGUGACUGACACACAAUCUCUUGGAUUAUGAUAAUGGCAGUAUGUGGGAAAAAUGCUUGCCAUUUAUAAGUUUAGGGUUAUUUUUCUUCAAAAAGCAGAGUGAAAACUUCUGUCGUAGUGGUCGAUGGUUUGAUACUACGAAUAGAUAAUAGUUUUGUUUAAAAUUAUUCAAGAAAUAAGCCUGUUAGACAUUUUAAAACAAAAGUAAGGCUAAAGCUGUAGCAGUUUUAUUACUACUUUUUAAAAUACGUUGGGGCAUUGGAUGAUUGAACAGUUUUUAGAUCCAAGUUAGUCUUUAGCCCCUAGAAGAUAACUAGCUAUUAAUUUGAACAGCACAGCUUAUUACUGCCCUAUCAGAGAACAUUUUCUGUGCAGACUUUACAAUGCAUUUUAGUUAUUAAAAACAUUUCUUAUGGAAAGACUUGUUUUGCCAAAACUGCAUGUAAAUAAUUGCAAUUUAAGCACUUGCAUUGCAGGCCGUUAGCGUUCUAAAAUUGGCAGAGAAUUGUAAGAGAGUUUACUGGUCUGGUUUCUGUUUUUUCAUGAAGCCUCAUUUUCUAGGAGUUAUAUCAAGGCAGAGAUAUUUAAAUACAAUUUAUUAUUGUUGGAGACAUAGAAACUAAAAGGUCACACCUGUACUAGCACUGAUAAUUAUGUAGCAGGAAUGAAGAUCUUAGAAGACCUGGCCAUCAAAAGCAAGAAUAGCUUUCCUGGCUAUCACUUCAUCUUUCAGGAUUAUUGAGAGAUAUAUUAAGAUUCUGAAGUGAAGAAUAACAUUGACUAAACUUAUAUACUAUGCACAAAAUAAAAGGACUGCAGCCAUUUAAAGAUAAGACAACUACCUGCUCUGGAAGAUGGUAGACUCCAAGAUUAAACUGAGGGGAGUUAACUGCUAUUUGGUCAAAAUUCAUACAGUAUAAAGUCUUAUUUUUAGAAAAGGAGAAUAAAUACACUUACUGGGUGUCAUUGCUAUUGUUAUUUUAAAACUAUUGUAUAACUGUUUGAUUUCUUACCAAUAUUGGAAAUGGAGUUGUUACAAUAGUAGUGCUUUUGCUUAAGAGUUUCCUGCAUUUCAUUUUAAUUAUUUGUAUCCACAUUAUUUUUACAAAUAACUCAAGAUGGCAAAUAUAUCUAGCACUCCUUCCUCCCCCUAUUUUUCUCACAUCAACAAUCCUGUGAAUUGGGCCGAGAGUGACUGGCCCAAGGUCACCCAGCUGGCUUUCAUGGCAACGGCAGGAUUAGAAAUCAUGGUCUCCUGCUUUCUAGAACGAUGACUUAAUCACCAUCAUUUCUUUGCAAGUACUGGCUCAAAGUUAUGGAGGAGCAAAAUUAAUACAAUGUGGUAUCUGUGAAUCCAAACAUAGCUUUUGCAUCUGUGCUAUAUUGUAGUAAUUUACUAUAUACUGCUUCAGUGCUUAGCUAAUUGGUGGGAGCCCAACCUAGCCAGCAGCAAGUUAUAUGGACUGAUAGUUUUGCUUUAUACAUGUUUCUCAUUACAGCGGAUAGGAUCUUGUUCCUUUUCAGUGUUUUAAUGAAACAACUCUGCAUUAAUGGCCUUAAAGAACUCCCUUUGGGAAGCGUUGAAUAAUGGCACAAAGUUUGAAAUAACUAUUUCGUAACAUAAGCUCUGGAGUAGUUGGAGCAUACCAUUUAAAAGUAGAAACAUUUUGUCCCCCCCACAAAAUGAAUUUGUGGCAGUAAACCACUUUAGUCGUGAACUAUGCUUUGCAAUGACAAGGGACACUUGGUGUAGACUUAUUCAUACUUCUAGGCUGUCACAUAACAGGGUCAUCAUAAUUCUUCUCACUUUUGCCCACUAUUUUCUGAUCACAACUUCAAAUUGUACGCUCUGGUUUUCCAAAGUAACAAAAUAAAUUACUUGCCAGUAGUGGGUAUUAGCCCCUGGGAGAUCAUAAAUUCAGUUUGGGGCAGCCAUGUGAGACUCAUAUGUUCUUCUGGCACUUUAUUCUUCAACUUAACAAAGAAUGGAUAAUUGUCAAGAUUUUCCCUGCUUGUCUAUCAGCAUUAUUUUUACAUCUAGAAUAUGAAAAAUUAUUCUGUAAUAAUACUGCUUAUGUUUUCUGAUUGAAAUAUUGGGCUUAUUCCUAUUCACUUUUAUUUUAUACCUUGUGUUUUAAAAUGUACUGAAAUGUCAGUGUUCUGCAGUUUGAUAGCAUUUACUUUAAAAAAAAAAUCUGGUGGAAGUUUUGAAAAUUUUCUACCACAUUUUAUAAUCCCUGCUUGGAUAUAAUCUCUGGUGUUACCUUUCCUUCUGCUGAAGCUUUUCAAGCUUUUAGCAGUCUAUAUGCCUUAUCCUGGAAAAUCACAUUUCUGAAGUUACACUGGUUUGGUGAAUUGUCUGAACUCUGUAUGCUUCUUUUUAACUUUAUCAAGUUUUCAGUGACAGAGUGGUCCUCUAAUUGGCUGCUUCAUUUUUGAAUAGUCAAUUAUCAAAACCAAAAAGUAGGGACACUUACCUGGUUGCAGGAUAUUUUCAUUUCCUGUUUGUGUCAAGUGAUAGUCCUCUUAUUCACUGAUAUUUUCACUCCAUUAGAAUAGACAUUUCAUGUCUUUGGUAUUAUAUCCUUAAACCAGGUACACAAUAUCCUUGUUCAAUUCACACUCCAGAUCUUAGCCAGGAUUACUGGCACCUUUCUAAUUACUGAUGUUGUUUUUGAUUCUAUCUUAAUGAUGGCAUUCACCUCCAGUUAUGUACCUCGCUAGCAAUUCACUUAGAGGAAUCCAGAGGCCAGACUGAAAAAUUAUAAUUGUUUUUUGAGUGGUCAUCAGUAAAAUCACAUGAUCCACUUUUCUUUCCUACAUUUAGUUUACCGAUUUAGGAGAGGUUGAAUAGUUUCUGAUGUAUGCACCGAUAUUACUAUUUACCAUAUACCGUAUCAUUAGGUGCAAUGAACAGUUGCUUCUGUGUAAAAGAUUAUAUGGUCAGAUCUGAAAAUGAAAUGAAAUGUUCAACUUGUACUUAUACCAGAUAUGGAUGUAUUCCCCUUGAAGUAAAACUUAGAAAGGCUUAAAUGGGUUAUAUUGUUACCCUUAGUAAGUGUAAAUUCCUAAAAAUUAGAAUUCAGAUUCAGUUGUUCACAAUCAUGUUGAUUUGGUAAUGAAAAGGAUAAAUGAAAACAUAUGCACCUUCCUAAUCAAUUUAGCCCUACUUUCCCUUUGUUGAACUAAUAUUUUAUACUUGUCAAUAAUUCCAAGAAAUAUAGGUAACAAAACAUCUACAAGCAAAUAACCAAGUUCAGAGAGUGCCAAGAACUCCACUCUUCAAUGAGGUAUGCAGCCCAGAAUUAAUGGGAGCUGAGGUCCAAAAUGUUUGAAGAAUGAAAAUUUGUCUCCCACAAUUUAAGACUAGAAAUGAUUGGCUGAUAAUAUGGAGGUACAAGCGAAAAAGGUGAUUCCUCAAAUUAAAUUCUAUAAAGCUUUCACAUGUUCCUGUGAUACAGCUGACCCUAUCAUAAAUCAGAUUACUGGUUUACAUAGAUGGUAUAUACUACUAAGCCCCAUUUCAUUUUUACAUCAACAUUUUGUGCAUCAUGGUUAAGCAAAUGUCAGAAUAAGGAUUAGAAUAGUUCUUGGUAAGAUGUCAUAUUCUCAGUUAAAAAGAAAAAUAUAGAAAUCAAGGCUCUGUUCACUCUAGCUUUCUGUGACAAAAAGAACAACUGUCAU